This is a messenger RNA of Zea mays, 3511 nucleotides long. RefSeq names its product zinc finger BED domain-containing protein RICESLEEPER 2. Lineage: Eukaryota; Viridiplantae; Streptophyta; Magnoliopsida; Poales; Poaceae. The record is from RefSeq and is a predicted model, not a curated record. The transcript is spliced from 3 exons. The coding region runs from base 200 to 2662 and encodes 820 amino acids. Gene Ontology annotation, molecular function: protein dimerization activity; DNA binding.
CACGCAGACCCAGCUCGAUGCCCUAACCGUGCCCACCGGAGUCUCGUUCCCCUCCGACCGAGGACCCAAGCCCCAAGGUUCUCCAUCUCCAGGUGACCCCUCCGCCUCGAUCCCGUAGGAUUUUUCAGCUGAUUUCUUCGCCAAGCGGCAUGUAUACCCGUGUUUGUGAACGAUUUGGGCUUGCCGCCCGCCGCUUGUGAUGCGAUCCGCUAUGGAGCACCAUAUAAUUCAGCAAGUCGGAGAGCAUGAGGGGGAGGAGGAGGAGGAUGGCAUGGGAACAGAAGCGGCAUUCGAGGGGGUGCACAAUCACGACACUUUCAGGUACAAGCACAAGAAGAGGUCCAAGGUGUGGGAGGAGUACAAACCCAUCUUCCUGAACGGGAAGGUUCAGUUUGCAGAGUGCCUGUACUGCCACAGCCGCAUGAGCUGCAAGGACUCCAAUGGAACGAGCCAUCUCUGGCGGCACCAGAAGAUCUGCCCUGGCAAGAGGGACGUGGUGUUUCGGCGGCUCAAGGAUUCCUACUUCCCAUGUGUUUUGGUGAAUCAGAGUGAACCGGUUACACCAGGUGAUUCGGUGAAUCAGAUUAUUUCAGAGACACUUGACGACAUAAGUUCAGUAAUUCCCAAUAGAUUCAAAUCCAAGGUGUGGAGAGAGUUUUCACCUAUCUAUGUUGAGGGUAAGCUCCAGGCUGCUGACUGCGUGCAUUGCCGCAAACGCCUCAGUGCAAAUAAGUUUGGGGGAAGAAGCCAUCUGAGUCGACAUCUGCAGACCUGUCAGGCACGAAGGGGCUACAAUAAUCAGAAGGGAACGCUUUACCCUUCUAGUGUUCCUGAUUUGAAGUCCAUUGGGCAAGAUGAGCUCUCACCUGCCUUGGCAAAUGGGAAGGUUCACAUAGCAGGAUACUCCAGCAAACAUCUCUGGUCUAGUAGCUCUGCUGACACUUCCCCUAUUGUCCGGCCCAUUCAAGUGUCGGCGCAUCAACCUCUGCCAUCACAAGAUUUUCCAAGCCUGGGGAAACAGAGAACCUCAUUUACAACCACAACUAGUGACAUAAGGAAGGUUGACCAAGGAACAGCUUAUCAAGAACUAGCCAGGAUGAUAGUUUCGCAUGGUUAUCCUUUAUCAAUUGUAGAGCAUGAAGAAAUGAGAAGAUUUGUAAAGAGCCUCAACCCUAUGAUUCAUGCAGAUGCAGUCUCACACAAUGAUAUAGAAGGACAUUGCUGUGCUCUAUUUGAGAAGGAAAAGGCAAAACUUAAAGAUCAAUUGACCCUUUCCUCCCGGCGUGUCUCUUUGUCAGCAAGCAUAUGGACUCCUGAGGGAGCCGAACCAACAGUAAAUUACCUUUGUUUGACAGCACAUUUUAUUGAUAAAAACUGGAAAGUUCACCGAAUGAUAAUCAAGUUUGGCAUGUUUCGGUCCUCACCUACUGAUGUGGAAAGGAUGGUACAUCAUAAGGAGGCUUGUGUACCAGAGUCUGAAUGUGGAGCAUAUAAUGUCAUAUGGGAUGCCAUUAGAGAUUGGAAUCUUGAUCAGAAGAUUUUGAGCUUGACUUCUGUUGGUGAGGUUAGGAAUGCUUUAAGUUCCUCAAAGCUGAAGGAAAUACUUGUGGAGAAAAAAUGCCUUCCUAUCAGAGGCAAGCUAUAUGAUGUUGCUUGUGUUGAUGAUGUCCUUAACACUAUUGCUUCCAAAGUGCAGCAAAAUAUCAUUCACCUUGUCGGUGACAUGGUAACAGAGUUUUUUGUUGCACAUACAUCUUCAUCGUUGAAUCAACAACAGCUUAUGGAAGUCAUUUCACAGAUGAGUCUGAAGUGUCCACAAGAAGAUGCUAAGUGGUGGUACAAAUUUUAUUUUCGGCUUGAAGUUUUUUUGCAUUUCAAUAAGCCAUUUCCUUUUGAAGAAGCAGCAUCUCCAGAGCAUGUCAUAGUUGCUGAGUCUAUUUGCAAGAUUUUGAGGACGUUUUAUCGUGUUAUUGAAGUCAUUUCUGCCUCUAGUUCUCCGACAGCAAACAUGUACUUCAAUGAGAUAUGGAAAGUGAGAACAGUCUUGCAAGAAGAAGCAUCAAGUGAGCAUGCAGAAAUCACUGCGAUGGUCGCAGAGAUGCAGGAAACAUUCAAUGAGUACUGGCAACAUUCAUACUUAUGGUUAUGCAUACCUGUUAUCCUAGACCCUAGAUUCAAGUUCGGUUUCAUUGAGUUCCGUCUGAAACGAGCUUUUGGAUUAAAAUCAGCAAGCUACUUAUCUGGCAUACGUGAAACACUCCAGGAACUCUUCAAUGAAUACUGCAGUCCAGUGGAUCAGCCGAAUGUGCGUGUGCCAAAAAGCGAAUCUUUUAGUCUAGAUGACAACGACUCAUUUGAAGAUUGGGACCAGCACCUCAAUGAGCAAGCGAGCAGUCAGAAAUCCACGGAACUCGAUAACUACCUUGCGGACGGUUUGGUUCCAAGGAAGGAUGACUUCGAUAACCUGAACUGGUGGAUGUGUCACGCCACAAAGUACCCGACACUGGCGGCUAUCGUGCAGGACAUCCUGGCGAUGCCAGCAUCUGCUGUUCCAUCAGAAGCAGCGUUCACAAGCAGUGGACCAGUAAUUCCAAAGCACCACAGCAUGCUAAGCAUCAAGACCAUUGAGGCACUUGUUUGCACUCGAGAUUGGAUGAGAUAAAGCGGUUACGGUCAUACUGUGCUCUGUUUAUCGAUAUGGCUCUGGAACUUCUGUUCCUUGCAUCUUUGCCUAUAAACAUGAAUACAUGACGUGCUGCUGCUGGCCCAGAAAACUUGGCACCCCAGAUUGUGUACCCUGAACUCUGAACAACCAAUGAUGGGAUGCAGUUUUGUUCAGGGGAUGGUCCUGGCUCCCAACCAGUGGGAUCCAGUCCCCAGCCAGGAUUGGGUGGUGGAUCCUGUGAAAUUCCUGCGUUAGAAACAGGCCCUCAGAGGUUUGGUAGGUGUACCUGACUUGGUUCCAUGUGUGUACAGUUGCUCGAUGUAGUUGCAGAUGUAGUUGCAGAUCUGCGGCCCAAAACAGAGCUAAGCUAAUUGUAAUGUUGCAGGCAUGCUUUAUUGGUGAUCUUGGACACUUCUGGUUCUGGAAUAGCAUCCCUAGUGGCUAUACCAGUUCGUUGCAAAUGGACUCGCGGUUGAAAGAAUAAACUGAGCUACUACUUCAGUCCAAUGUUGCAUAGGAAACAUAUAUGGCUGGUUUGGUGGCCAGGGAUCAUCAGGCCAGACAAUCUUUCUCUAACACCAUAAUACCAUCGCCACAAUUAUGUGUAGUAGCACAUCUUAUCUUGUACUACCAUUAUUCAUGGUGGCGUCCACAGCGAAAAGUAACCGUACGCGUCGAAUUGCCGAUGGAUUACUGGAUGUAUGUUAGCAAGAAAAAACAGGCUGGAAAGUGCAACACAGCUGGGGAGAGUGCGAGGCAAGGUUGAGCAGUUGACCAUUGGACGCAUAUGCAUGUGUACGUAACGUGUUCUUAUAUGCAUGCUUCAUCCCCAUCAGAAUUCAGAAA